UACGUAACGUGACGAAAUAAUAGCGAUCGACAGGUUCGUCGUAAGACUCGGAUCUUCAGGACACGUAAAUAUCUGAAUUAUGACCCAGACAAUUUCCGUAAAAACAACCACAGAUGAAUUCCUUUUAACAGGGAAACCGUGUGAGCUGUCAGGCUAUUUUUUCUUGCCACCUUUAACGAAGUUGCCCCCUCAAAGGACAUUUUAUAACAACGCCAAUGUAAUUCGUGAUAAACUUUCCGCGUGUAGCUAUGAUUCCCAUCAUCUUUCAAGCAAUGAAUUUAACACUAAGGCCCACAGAGGUGACAGAAGAUUUAGCAAGCUGGAGGGCUUGCACAUUGCAGAAGAAGAAAUUUCAAAACAAAUACCGUCUCGCUCUUCAUCAAUAUAUGGCCAUCGUAUUGUUAAUAAUGGUCUUCUGGAAACAGUAGAAAGAAGCCAUGCUAGGACAAACGUUGUCAGGAGUGAAUUUUACCGACAUAAUAAUAUAAAUAUACAGCAAAAAUUUUGACCAUUCCAAAGUCUGGGCUGAAACUGAAGUAGACGUUACCAAAAGUGAUCUCCAUUCUAUUUUGUGAAAAUGUUUAGUUUAAAUAAAAGAUUAUCAAAUGCAUUUUAAUAUA
Messenger RNA from Octopus sinensis (East Asian common octopus), 620 nucleotides. RefSeq lists its product as uncharacterized. The record is from RefSeq and is a predicted model, not a curated record. The transcript is spliced from 3 exons. The coding region runs from base 80 to 508 and encodes 142 amino acids. NCBI's taxonomy places the organism in Eukaryota, Metazoa, Mollusca, Cephalopoda, Octopoda, Octopodidae.